Molecule: messenger RNA, 2109 nt
Organism: Nerophis lumbriciformis (worm pipefish)
Lineage: Eukaryota; Metazoa; Chordata; Actinopteri; Syngnathiformes; Syngnathidae
Source: RefSeq, a predicted model, not a curated record
AUGUCACCCUUCCUGCGCAUCGGCUUCUCCAACUUUGAGAUGGAGCCGGGCCUGGAGUACCAGGAGGAGGUGCUCAACCCUUACUGCGCCGUCUACAUGAAGGAGGCCUACGAAACUGAAAAGGGCCAGGUGUACAAGCAAAAGAAGCCCACCAUGUACCCGCCGUGGAGCACCACCUUCGACGCGCACGUGCACCGAGGCCGCGUCAUGCACGUGGUGGUGAAGGACCGCACGGCCGAGCUCAAGUCGGAGGCCGUCGUUUCGCUGGACUCGUUGGCCGCGCGCUGUAAGAAGGACGCCGGCAAGCUGGAGAUGUGGUUGGAAUUAAAGCCGCAGGGACGCGUGCUGAUGGAGGCCAGAUAUUAUCUGGAGAUAAGCGACGCGGCGGGCAAGGCCGAUGGCGAAGGUGAACGCGAGGGUCUGUUUACGCUCCGUCACCGUCGCGGCGCCUUCAAACAGGCCAAAAUUCACCUGGUCAAGUGUCACGAGUUUAGCGCCACCUUCUUCCCGCAGCCCACCUUCUGCUCCGUCUGCAAAGAGUUUGUCUGGGGUCUUAACAAGCAAGGGUACCAGUGCGGACAGUGCAACGCGGCCAUCCACAAGAAGUGCAUCGACAAGGUCAUCGCCAAAUGUACGGGAUCGGCCGUCAACAGCAAGGAAACCAUGAUCCACAAGGAGCGCUUCAAGAUCGACAUGCCGCACCGCUUCAAAGUGUACAACUACAAGAGCCCCACCUUCUGCGAACACUGCGGGACCCUCUUGUGGGGCCUGGCCAAGCAGGGGCUGAAAUGUGAGGAAUGCGGCAUGAACGUCCACCACAAGUGCCAGAGGAAGGUGGCCAAUCUGUGCGGAGUCAACCAGAAGCUGAUGGCCGAAGCGCUGGCCGUCAUCGAGAGCAAACAGCAGGCCCGGAGCGCCAAAGAAACGGAUAUCGUCGGUCGGGAAGGUCCGGUCGGCGUGGACCAGCCGGGGACCGUGCAAGAAACGGGUUCGGCGACAUCUGCGACUAAAGAGGUGCGGGGCGUUUCCUGGGCAGGGCCGGCGGCGGCCGAGGAACCUCUGACGGAAGAAUACCUUUACGAUGUUCCCGAGAGCGAUCGGCCCAAGUUCUCCUUCGACGACUUUGUCCUGCACAAGAUGCUCGGCAAGGGCAGCUUCGGCAAGGUGUUUUUAGCCGAGCUUAAAAAGAGCGCUCAGUUUUUCGCCAUCAAAGCUUUGAAGAAAGACGUGGUUCUGAUGGACGAUGACGUGGAGUGCGCCAUGGUGGAAAGGAGGGUCCUCUCUUUAGCCUGGGAGAACCCCUUCCUCACACACCUACAUUGCACUUUUCAAACCGAGGAGAACCUGUUCUUUGUGAUGGAGUACCUAAACGGAGGAGAUCUCAUGUUCCACAUCCAGAGCUGCCACAAGUUUGACCUGCACAGAUCCACCUUCUACGCGGCCGAGAUCGUCUGCGGCCUCCAGUUCCUGCAUUCCAGAGGAAUCGUCUACAGGGACCUCAAGUUGGACAAUGUGCUGCUGGACUGCGAGGGACACAUCAAGAUCGCCGAUUUUGGCAUGUGCAAGGAGAACAUGUCGGAGGAGGCCAGGACGUCCACUUUCUGCGGGACGCCCGACUACAUCGCUCCCGAGAUCCUACUGGGCCAGAAGUACAACAGCUCGGUGGACUGGUGGUCCUUCGGCGUCCUGCUCUACGAGAUGCUCGUCGGUCAGUCGCCGUUCCGCGGCCGAGACGAGGAAGAGCUUUUUCAGUCCAUCCGCACCGACGACCCCGCGUACCCCCGCUGGCUGACCCGAGACGCCAAGGACAUCCUGAUCAGGCUGUUUGUCAGAGAGCCCGAGGAGCGGCUGGGAGUCAAGGGGAACAUCAGGUCGCACGGCUUCUUCGGCGCCACCGACUGGACGGCGCUAGAACAGCGGAAAGUGACGCCUCCCUUUAAGCCCGCCUCGACGUCCCCCGGCGACUGCGGCAAUUUCGACAAAGAGUUCACCGACGAGAAGCCGCGCUUGUCGCGCGCCGACCGGACGCUCAUCAACAGCGUCGACCAGACCGUCUUCCGGAACUUCUCCUUCGUCAAUCCCGGCGCGGCCCGCCCGCCGGCGCGCUAA